AUGGCCGCCACCGCCUCACCGCUGAUAGCCACGGAAUCGGCGAUUCUCUCGAUGACCGAAAUUCAUAAAGUCGCCAAUGCCAGGUUGGCUUCUUUUCUUUUUUUGUUGAGGUUUUCAGUGUUUACACGCGCUUUUUGAUAUUGCUCAUUUGAGCCAAUAAGGCUUGAUUAUAACCCUAGAACCAUAUCAAAGUUUUCAUAGUAUUUAGCAGUGUUGAGCGGAAUUCCGUCUUCCGGGAAAAACAUUUUCUUCCGUCUUCCGUCUUCCGUCUUCCGGAUUUCAAAAUUCUAUUUCCGCUCAACUCUGGUAUUUAGACACUUGAAAUGUGUGUAGAACAAUUUUUGUAUCUUUUUUAGAAAAUUUUUUCAUUAAAUGUGAUCAACUGACGAAAUGUAGAGCAAAGUGAACUGUGCUCAUAGAAAAAUAAUUGUGAAUUUAGCUUUUCAUACAAAAAAGCUAUUCGAGUUGUUCUGUUAGCCGCCUUUUUUCACGCAACAACUCGAAUAACUUUUUUGUAUGAAACGCUAAAUUCACAAUUAUUUUUCUAUGAGCACACUUCACUUUUCUAUACAUUUCGUCAGUUGAUUACAUUUCAUGCAAAAAUUUUCUAAAAAAGAUAUAAAAAUUCUUCCGUGUUCUUCUUCCGCUCAACGUGUUCUUGUUCUUCUUCCGCGGCCAUCUUGAGACAAUCUUCGAAAAAAAGUUGACCCUACAAUAGUUUUGCCUCAAAGCACCUUUAGGCUUUCAUGAAACCGUAGGGAUCUUGGGCUGGGGAGAUCUGUCCAACUUUGACCUCUGUUUCCCACUUCCCUUCUACAUAAACAUCAUAUUUCACUAUUCCAAAAGUGUGUCGGCACGAGUUCAAAGCGAGUUGGCGCCUUUCCGCCAUACACGGAAAUGGAUACGUCCUUUGUGCUAAUUGGAUUUACGUGUUGCGAUCGAGGUGCGACCUCUUGCGUCACACACAACUGCUACAGUAUGCUCGUGGGAUUAGGAGGGGAGGCACCGAAAGUGUACUUGAGAGGCGAUGAGCACCCCAUCUUUCAUACCGUUUCCGGUCGACGACGCUCAGCUACAGUAAUCCCGCUAAUAUUUGCUCCCAUUAUUUCUCCUUUUUGUGGCCAAUGGCCAUGUUUGUCACCCCUGAUUAAAAGCAGCAUGUCUCCCCUUCCAAUUCCAUCCAGCCGUGACUUUAUGACCCCCACGCAUCUUUGUGUUUGGCUGAUGUCCUCGUCAAUGAAUUUUCAUCCUAUUUUGCCCGCGUUGGGGGAUCUGGCGAGUAUGAGAAAAUCGGGAAAAAUGAACGGUUUACUGUGGGAAAAUCGAGUACGGGGGUCUUUGGAAGGCGUCUAACUCGGAAACUAGAAAAGAUGGAGAAAUAGUGUAAGAGACAAAAUUGAUCAGCAUGAAAUUCUCUAUCAAAUGGUUAUAAUCAUGUCCAGGUUUUAUCAAAUCCAAAUUCUCAAUUUAAGGACCAAAGUCGACGACUACUUCGCGCGUAGGAACGAGCUUUUGGAGGAGAUUGGCGAGCUUGAGAACACUGAACGGUACUUUUACCCAAAAAAACCGACAAUAUUUGAUUUCCCUGAUCAUGUUCCGUUCAGAUUCAUCAAAGAAACCGCGAAAACGAUCGACGAGUUGAACCAGGAGAAGGAGGAGCAUUCGGAGAUUAUUCAGCUCAUCAAUAAAGUAACUAAAUCAGAAAAAUAUAUUAUAUGACCCGGAUUUCAGGACAAAGGAGUUUUGGAGCGUGAAAUCGCCGAAGCCGAGUCGGAGAAGAAGGAGCGAGAGGCGAAGAUUCAGAAAAAGUACGAAAUGCUCUUGAAGCUCAUGGAGCAGACGAACGAGCGGCUCAAAGAGUCCGGCAUUGACGUGGCACUCAGUCAGGAGGAUUUGCCACAGACGAACAUCAAAAUGUGAGUCAGAUGAGUACGGUAGCGGCUAGACUACCUUUAACAGGGUACUGUAGCGUUUGGCAGGUGUAGUGCGGUUCUGAAAAGUUUUGAGUAGAAUUUUGACGACUAGUACUACACUUUUCCAGUUGACCACUUUUUUCUAUGAGCACUUAGAAGCCUACUGUAGCGCUGGAAAGUUAGGCUUAAGCGCUAACUUCCAAGCGCUACAGUAGGCUUCGGAGUGCCUGUAGAAAAAAACGAUUAACUACAAAAAUGAACCUCUAGAUGUCUAGAUUUCAUCUAAACAGUUUUUAGAGUCAUAGAACAUCUCUAAAACCUGAAAUACGCCCUCAAACAUGAUGUACUUUCAGAGAGCCCUCAACCGCGAGCGCGACGCCGAUUCUCACCGGAAUGCCGACGCCGUUCGCCAAUUUCAACCUGUCGAAACUGUUUCAGCAGCCGCCGAACAACUGUUUCCAGUUUCUCGAGCAGCUCGGCGGAUUCGCGCCCACACCGCCGACACAAUUCAGAGCGCCACCGCACAUGGCCGCCGCGAUGCAAAGUCAUCAGUUGAGAGUGACGGAUCAUCAGUCACCGCCCAUGAAGGUACCGUUCUUGUGCGCCUCCGCAAAAAGGCUGGGUGUCACUUUUUGCAGACGUGCCAAUCGUGCUUCCAACAAAUCCAUCGAAACGCGCCAAUCUGUCCGAUGUGCAAGAGCAAAAGCCGCAGCAAGAAUCCGAAAAAGCCGAAGAGAAAGGAGCCGUGA
Molecule: messenger RNA, 2662 nt
Organism: Caenorhabditis sp. 36 PRJEB53466
Lineage: Eukaryota; Metazoa; Nematoda; Chromadorea; Rhabditida; Rhabditidae
Source: the annotation of a GenBank genome assembly